AUCCCCCUCUCCUCAUCUCCUGCAUCUUCCGGUCCUCAUCUCCUCUAUCACCCUGGCUUCCUCUUGACUCUCCAGGCUCCUUGGACUGACUCUCUGCCUGCAUCCUUCUGCUCGUUCUCUGAUCUGGGAUCUGCAGUAACGAGGACUCUCUCCCUCUCUCAGCAUGGACUUCUCCCUCUCUUCUUCCCACUUUGCUCGCUCCUCCUCCAUUCACCUUCCUGUCCAUCCUCUCUUACUGUUCUCCUUCCUCCCCCUCCAGCUCCAGAUGCUCCCGUUAUCGACACCCAGCGUACGUACGCCUAUGACCAGAUCUACCUGAGCUGGCGCCUCCCCCAGGACUCGGCCCCCGCCUGGCACUACACGGUGGAGUAUCGCAAAACCGACCCCAAACACAAGACCCUCAAGCUGUGGCAACGGCGGGAGGAGAUCUGGGGCCUGAGCACCGUCUUAGAGGGGCCCGACAUUGACAGCGUGUAUGUGCUGAGGGUGCGAGGCUACAACAAGGCCGGAUACGGGGAAUACAGCGAGGACAUCUACCUGCACCACUCCACACUCCCCUCCAGGUACAGCUCACCCACUCCAGGUACAGCUCACCCGCUCCAGGUACAGCUCACUCGCUCCAGGUACAGCUCACCCGCUCCAGGUACAGCUCACCUGCUCUAGGUACAGCUCACCUGCUCUAGGUACAGCUCACCUGCUCUAG
Messenger RNA from Staurois parvus, 703 nucleotides. The record is from the annotation of a GenBank genome assembly. NCBI's taxonomy places the organism in Eukaryota, Metazoa, Chordata, Amphibia, Anura, Ranidae.